This is a messenger RNA of Cololabis saira (Pacific saury), 3263 nucleotides long. It is a transcript of the gene prdm4, whose product is annotated as PR domain containing 4. The transcript is spliced from 11 exons. Gene Ontology annotation, molecular function: histone deacetylase binding; DNA-binding transcription factor activity, RNA polymerase II-specific; RNA polymerase II cis-regulatory region sequence-specific DNA binding. The record is from RefSeq and is a predicted model, not a curated record. Gene Ontology annotation, biological process: regulation of transcription by RNA polymerase II; cell fate commitment. Gene Ontology annotation, cellular component: cytoplasm; nucleus. NCBI's taxonomy places the organism in Eukaryota, Metazoa, Chordata, Actinopteri, Beloniformes, Belonidae. Bases 367 to 2994 code for a protein of 875 amino acids.
CUCUCUCUGGGGAGGUGUUUUGUUGUUGUGUUACUUUUUUACCCCGAAUAGUCCGUUUCUGUGAAAGCAAGAACCUAUUUCUCUCGUGUCGAGACGUAUCCGUGAACAUAUGGAGCCGAAACACGUAAACCUAAUCGGUUUAGUCAAUUUAUGGACACAAAGAGUCGCAUGUUGACAAUUUUCGCUAAUGAGCUAGCUCGUUGAAAGUCAGUUGUUUUGAUGUAAAAUUACUUUUUUUCGCUGCAUAAAUGAGAGUUUUUUUGCUUGUGGCAUUUAGAGUUAUUCAAAACCAGGUGUAUUUUGUAAAAUAUCGGAUGUAGCAGCAGCAUACGGUUAUUUUAAGGGACCUCAUCUGCUGGAUUCAGGAUGAACGACAUGAACCUGAGUCCUGUGGGCAUGGACCAGCUCAGCGUGCCUUCGGUCAGCGCCGGCCACCUGGGGCUGCCCACGUCUCCCACUCACAACCCCAUUCCCACUCCAGGCAUGCCCGUGGCUAUCCCCAGUUUGGGUCCGUCCCUCGGUUCCCUCCCUUCUGCUCUGUCUCUGAUGCUGCCCAUGGGUCCCCUGAGUGACAGAGGAGUGAUGUGUGGCCUACCAGAGAGGAACUACUCCCUGCCACCGCCUCCAUACCCACAUCUGGAGAGCAGUUACUUCCGUCACAUUCUGCCAGGAAUUCUCUCCUACUUGGCGGACCGUCCACCCCCUCAGUACAUUCACCCCAGCAGCCUGAACAUGGACGGGACCCUGUCUGUUUCCAGCAACAAUCCCUCUGGUCUGGACCCGUACAGUGGCCCCGGGGGCCCGUUGGAGCAGGGCCUGGUGCCCAUGGACUCCAGGCAGGUCAACGGCCAGGGAGACCUCCACCAGGCUGGCCCUCACGAGCUGGACUCUACAGGGUUAGCCAUGGAGUCGCGGGUCAGCAGCCCCAUGUCCCCCGACCGCAUGGGGGAGGAGCUGGCCAGCAUGGAUGGAGUUGGGGUGGUGGCGGUGUCGGACACCCAGCAGCAGCUCGGGGGGGGGAGGCAGCCUCAGCCUCACGAGAGCCUGACGGGGGUGGACUCUUCCGGGGGAGUUAUGCCCCUCCACGGACCAGCCGGGCUCGAGCUGCCCGUGGUAAUGGAACCGGAUCAUAUAGGGGGGAGAGUGGGCAGUUCUGGUGGAGGAGGAGCAGGAGGACUCGGGGAGCAGCUGCACACGAAUGGGGAAAUGAACUCAGGUGUUGUGAGUGUGGUUCUGACCGGCUCCAUGGCCAGCCAGAGUCAGCUGGAGCCAGUGUCUCUCCAUGGACACUCUGGGAUGGGCCUGGAGGCCGUUAACGUAUCACCAAUCACAGCAGAGGUGUCUCUGGGGCCCGAAAACAACCUGGUGCUGGUCAAUUCCACCCUACAGUUGGAGGACUCUGCUACCAACAAGGAGAACAUGGUCACGGCCUACAACAUCUGGUGCACGUUAUGUGAGCGCUCGUAUACGUCAGACUGUCCAGAGCACGGCCCCGUCACGUUUGUCCCUGACACGCCAAUCCAAACCAGGGCUCGUCUCUCUUUGCCACGUCCACUGUGUCUGCGCAUCUCCGUGGCAGAUGAACCGCUUGGAGUUUUUGCACGGGACAUAAUUCCCCCGAGGACCUGCUUUGGACCAAUGGUGGGGCAGCAUUGUAGCAACGUGGAUCUCUCUGACUGGCCAGAAAAAGACACACCUCAGAUAUGGAAGAUGUACCACAACAAUGUGUUGGAGUUCUGCAUUGUGACAACGGAUGAGAAUGAAUGCAACUGGAUGAUGUUUGUCCGGAAGGCGAGGACCCAUGAAGAGCAGAAUCUGGUGGCGUAUCUUGCCAACGGGAAGCUGUUCUUCUGCACAACCUCAGAGAUCCACCCAGACCAGGAGCUACUCUUCUACUACAGCCGAGACUACUGCAGGCUGAUGGGUGUGCCUCAGGUCCCCGAGGGCCAGAUCUGCCAGUGUGGCAAGGAGUGCUCCUCCUUCUCAGAGCUCAAAUCACAUCUGAGCAGCCAUAACAGCAACCACAGCCAUACCCAGCAGCCUCCACACAGCCACAGCCCGUCGCAGCAGGACCACUCUCAGCAGCAGCCGCCACAGCAGCAGCAGCAGCAGCAGCAGGAGCAGCAGCCGCAGCAGCCGCAGCACGUUCACCAGGACGAAAAACUGACCAACGGAACCUCGAGCUCCUCCUCGUCUCCGUGGCCCUGCAAUCCCCACGCUGCAGGGCAAACCAACGGUGACGGCAGCAGUAAUAGGAACUCUAACAGCAGCACCGCCAGAGCUAAAGGUCAGGGACACACGCGGGAGAAGAAAUUCAAGUGUAACAUGUGCUCCCGGGCUUUUAUUACAUCCACUAAGCUCAACAUGCACUUCAUGGGACACGUGGGGAUGAAACCACACAAGUGUGAAUACUGCAGCAAAGCCUUCAGCGAUCCCAGCAACCUCAGGAUGCACCUCAAGAUUCACACAGGUCAGAAAAACUACAAAUGCACGGUUUGUGAGAAGUCGUUCACUCAGAAAUCCCACAUGGCCUCACACAUGCUCAUCCACACCGGGGCAGAAAAACUCAAGUGCGACCUCUGCGAGCGGGCGUUCAUCAGGAAACACGACCUGAAGCAGCACAUGUUCUCUCACACGCAUGAACGUCGGAUUCAGUGCCCAAAGUGCAACAAAAACUUCCUGAAAACCAACCACCUGAAGAAGCACAUGAACUCUCACGAGGGCCGCAGAGACUUCAUCUGCGAGAAGUGCCACAAAGCUUUCCUCACCAAGUACCACCUCACCCGUCACCUCAAGAUCUGCAAAGGGCCCAAGAUGGAGAGGAACUCUCGAAAGGAGCAGGACGGGGAGGACAAAGAGGACGCGGAAGAUGGCAGGGUGGGAAGGAGGAGGAGAAGAGGAGGAGAGAGGUUCAUGGAUUCAGCUAAUGAUGAAGACUGCGGUUUAGAUGUUGGAGGAUACAACUCUGAAAAAUCUCUCUCGCCCCCGCAUUAAUCACACUUCGCCUCUUUAGGUGUUUUAUUUAUUUGCUUUACUACAAUACCAAUGUUUACCUCUUAUAUCUGCCAAAUGUUUCUUUAAGAAAACAUAACUGAAAUAUCUUUGAUAAAGAAAAUUCAGCUGCCACAUUUGUAGAUUAUGAUUGUUUAAGGAUGUUUAGUUUCUCAUCAGGUCAAGACAUUAAACUGGGAAUCACGUACUGCCUCAAGUGGAGGAAUUGUAGUUUCGGGGUCUUGUUCACCAGUGAGGGAAGAAUGUAGCGG